AUGUAUACACAACCGUGCGAGCUACUAGCUGCCGAAAACGAGUACAUAGAUCCGACUCCUGACCUGCAUUCGCUCUUCCUGGAAUACAAUCGCAUGUUCUUUGAAGGGCGACUAUCCGGCUGUGAAGUAAAGUGGAGUAAGCGCAUGACGCUCUGUGCGGGACUGUGCACGUUCCAGCCUCGUAGUGGGUUUUGUUCCAUUCGACUAAGUGAACCGUUGUUAAAGCUACGGCCUCGAAGUGAUCUGGUCAACACUUUGCUGCAUGAAAUGAUCCACGCGUACGUUUUCGUGGCGACUCCCGUGCGAGAUCAUGAUGACCAUGGUCCACUUUUCCAGGGACACAUGAACCGGAUCAACAAAGCAGCGCAGACCAAGAUUACGGUUUUCCACACUUUUCACGACGAAGUAGACUCGUACCGUCAACAUGUGUGGCAGUGCAAUGGUUCGUGUCGGCGGACUCCACCGUACUUUGGCCUUGUCAAAAGGUCCAUGAAUCGCGCUCCAGGACCGACUGAUCGCUGGUGGGCUGACCACAAACAGCGCUGCGGAGGGAGCUACAGCAAAAUUAAAGAACCGGCGGAGUUCACGGCAAAGCAGGCAAAGAAAAAGGAGAGAGAAGCUAUUCGUGAGGAAAAGCAAAAGCAGAAAGACAGGAAAGCAAAGGCGGCAGUGAGUGUGAAAGAGUUUUUUCCGUUGAUCAAGCAGAACACUGACGACGACAACUUGACUGGAACGGCACGUAGCGAUGCCAGACUCCCACUUGUGGGGAAGAAGGCCACGCGUCAGCAUGAUACUGACGUUCAGAACAAGAAGAAGCGAAGAGAGAAGUUUGUAGGCGUUGGUGAAAUUAUGGCCCAGCCAACGCCAGAGAUUUCGACCUUCGCUUCAGUCGUUUUCGCUGCAGACGGAGAUCAUGACGGGUAUUUCUUAGUUGGUGACAUCCGAGCGCUCAUUCCGACAUUUCCAGCACAGCCGCCGAAUCGUGUCAAUCGAGAAGACAAUCGUCGUGAAGCAUCUGAGAAGGUUGGAGGUGACGGAAGUAUUUGUGCGACAAGCACCAGUGCACAGGUUGCAGGACCUUCUGCUACCGUGGAUUUAACCGUAUUGGACAGUGAUACGAGUGAUGACGAGCAGGUGGAAAUUGCUGCUUUGACGAAGCUGUCUCGAGGUACUGCGGACAGUAGACCGGCUGCAAGCACAAGAAACGUGGACGUCAUCGAACUUGAAUGA
Peronospora matthiolae is the source of this 1230-nucleotide messenger RNA. The record is from the annotation of a GenBank genome assembly. NCBI's taxonomy places the organism in Eukaryota, Oomycota, Peronosporomycetes, Peronosporales, Peronosporaceae.